CAAAAUCAAAACAAGCAAAAAAUUUGCAAAAAAAAUUUACUUUUUAUUAAUUAAACUAGCUGUUAAAUAGAAAUCAUGAAUAUUUUAAGGCCUUUCGUGUGUAGAAAUUUGUUGCGAAACACAGUUAAAAUUUCACUCUCAGCAAAUUCAGCAUUAAUUAACAUAACUAAGGAUUUCUAUGGAAAUCAGAGAUCUUUCCUGCCAUACUCAACAGCCAAAAUGCUCAGCUCAAUGCCGUCAAAUGAUGGAAUCUUGAAGAAGAUUGUGAAAAAAUUCGUAAAGCAAAACACAAAAUCGAAACUUUUGAGUGCUGGGGUAUUGCUGUAUGAGAACAUAGCAGAUGGAAUUAACUAUGGAGAGUUCUUUAGUGAAUUUGGUAUGAAGGAUGCAUUCAAUUCCUGGUUUUUGGUCACUGAACUUCACGUCUGGAUGUUGGCAUGUCGAGUAAUGCAGGAAGGUUCAAAUAAUAACGAAGAUGGUAGAUUCUUAAGGAAUUGUAUAGUCGAAACUAUGUGGUCUGAUGUACAGACACGAUCAAAGAAAUUAGGUUCCGAUAAUCCAUCAUUUACGAGGAAGCAAGUCACAAUCCUUUCAGAGCAAUUUCAGGCAUGCUUAAUAUCUUAUGACGAAGGCUUAUCGUUCGAUGACAAAGCAUUAGCUAGUGCUCUUUGGAGGAGAUUCCUCGAAGCUGAAUGUGGGGAUUUUGUAAAGCUAGAAACAUUAGUCAGAUACGUUAGAAGAACAGCACAAAUGCUGGAUAAUUUAGAACGUGACCAGCUUGUGUCUAGUCCUAAAAUCGAAUGGCUACCAUUAAAAUAAUUAAUACAAUUGUUAAGCAUGUAGAGCAAUAGAAAUAAAUUGAGUUGGAUGAGA
Messenger RNA from Chironomus riparius, 873 nucleotides. NCBI's taxonomy places the organism in Eukaryota, Metazoa, Arthropoda, Insecta, Diptera, Chironomidae. The record is from the annotation of a GenBank genome assembly.